CCGCCGGCCCCGUCUGCUGGGGCGUGUGUUAAAGUCCAGGGGCCGAUCGAGGGGGGCGGAGAGGGGCCGGGGGUGCCCUGCCGGUUACAGUCGUUUCCAUUAACCCUUUGGUGUUUAACCCACGACCGACAUCUUCCUCACAGGCAAACACGGCUUUUGGGCCUGUGCUGUUCCGUGAAGGUUGAAAAGAUGGGAAACGCAGAAAGCAAUGCCUAUCGGAAUCACCUUUCCAGGUUUCUUCCUGAGGAGCAGUCUGACAUUGAUGGAGUAUUUGAUACCUUAUCAGGAUCUAGUGGCUCAGCUGGAGCAAAAAAUGGCAAAGCUACAAAGAAAACUGUGUCUCUGGCAGCACUGCAGGCAUAUGUGCAGGAGCCAUUACCAGACCAAAUGACUGUUCGGUUAUACAACGGAAUGAAAAGUAUUGACCUGACCGGGAAAUCAUCUGCGCCGAGUGAACAGAUUGCUAAAGAGCAGUUUGUAAUUUUUAUGUCAAACCUCUUAAAAGGGAAUGCAGAUGAGAAGGUUACCAUAAUAAUGAGAAUGAUCUCCAAGACAGAAGGGCCUGUGAAGGGCAAACAAAUCCAAGAGUUCACAGAGGAUCUGAUCACGUCUGUAGUCCAUGUACUGAACUACAGGAAGGAACUGAGAGGUUGGAAUUUGGAGAAUACUAGGGAUUCUGCAAGUGGAGUAAAGGCUCUGGCUUCUCAGCUGCUGUCAGAAUUGAAGCUUGCAGAUGGGACAAAACCUGUGGGUCCUCAGCUGAUGGAGACAAAUUUUGAUCAAAGUGUCAUUGAGGAUUGGGUGUACCGAGUUCCACAGAUCUCAGUUUUCCUCAGUGUUGUUAUCAGGCAAGGCCUCCAUGUUCUGCAUUCUCUCCCAGACCAAACCAAAGACAUACUCAACCUGGUUCCAGGCUGCAAAGGCAUAAAAGGAAGAGGACUUGUCAGUCUCUUUGACAUCCCAUCCAUCAUAUACAUCAACUCCCAUCUGCCUGCAGAGCUACAGCACAAGUGGCAGCUUUUAUUUUCUUCUAGGCUUCAUGGAGAAAGCUUUUCACAGUUAUGUGGGCAUAUAGUGAACAAAGGUCCUUGCAUAGUGAUCUUAAAGGACUUAGAUGGUUAUAUUUUUGGUGGGUUUGCGUCUCACCCCUGGGAGGUGAAGCCACAGUUUCAAGGUGACAACAGAUGCUUUCUGUUUUCUGUGUUCCCCUCUCUUGCUGUAUACACAUACACAGGCUAUAAUGACCACUACAUGUAUUUGAACCAUGGCCAACAAACAAUGCCAAAUGGACUUGGUAUGGGUGGCCAGCAUGGUUACUUUGGACUCUGGAUAGACGGUGACUAUGGGAAGGGACACAGUAAAGCAAAACCUCGAUGCACCACCUACAACAGUCCCCAGCUGUCAGCGAAAGAGGAUUUUACACUGGAUGCCAUGGAAGUCUGGGCAGUGGGAGACCUCCCUGAAAGUGCAGGGACAAAAGGUAAGAAGAGUAUCCUGGAUGUAGACCCUCAGGCUCAGGCCUUAUUAGAAAUGGCUGGAAAAAGUCGCCAGAGCGAAGGCCUACGAGAACCCCUUGAAGAGGAUGAGGAUGAUGAUAACUAAAAGAAUCACAGUAACAUGAAAAACAUGUUUUGUCUUUUUUUUCCUCCUGAGUGUUAAUGUUCCUUGGACAGGAUAUAUUUUCCUCAUUUUUUUCCUUACAUUUACUUAAUUAUCUGGGAAAAAGCUUAACCCUCGUACUUAUAUAAUAUUUACGUCCAAUACAAUAUCUUGCCUGACAGAUUUUUUGAGGGAGGACAGAAAAAUUUACUAGCUACUUAAUCAUUAGACAUCUCUAAGUUCUAUCUGAAUAUGAAUUUUCUAUCAUUCCUGAUAGAUCCUGUCUGCAUACAGAAUUAAAAACAAAAGACAAAGUUAUUGACAGUAUGGCUUACUGACUUGGAAAAUUAACAUGUAUUUAUAUAAAGACUGUUCAAGACAUUGAUUAAGGCUCUUAUACCUCAACUGCACAUAUUUAUUUGCAGGCAAUGAAAUUAGUCAGUGAAGCUUGCAAAUUGUAAUGAUGUCUUACAUUGGUAAACAGAAUAGUCUGCGGGAUUUCAUAUGAAUGAUGCUAUUAAUUUGCAUUGGUCCAGUUAAAGCAUUCAGUUUCGUGUUUUCUAAGUCAGAUUUUCAGCAAGUGACUCUAUAUGGGCUGUAAGAUGUACAGAAUGCUAAGUAUUCAAUAUCCAGUUUUAUAAUACUACACUACAGCUUGGUGCAUUUCACUUAAGAGGUUUCUGCAGAAAUUUGCCUAUUGCUUUUUAAACUUAGUAGAACAGAGCCAUUGGGAGUCAUUCAGCCAUAUUUAUCCAAAGAAUGGGCCGUACCUCCAGCAGAAAUUCUGUAGGGAAGGUACCUUCUUUAGUAGCCUCACUUAAGACUGGGGUAAAAGAUCAGGCUGUAAAAAGGAUUAAGUACGAAGCAUCCACAGUUAAUUGGGAAUAGUAUCUGCAGAUACCUUGUUAAAAAAAAAAAAAUCAGGGUUAUGUCUGUAAUACAUUUAAAGAAGAAUGCUGUACGCUUUAUUUUCAUACAAUUAAUCAUUACUGUAUUAGGGAAAAAAAUGCCCGCAAUGUGAAAUGUAACUAGUGGGUUGGAGGUUUUGGUCUGUUCUGUUGGCUGUUCAGUCAACACCAGUUUGGUCAGGCCUCGCAUACUCAGGGCUUUUUCUGCUUGAAUCUGUUCACGUCUAUGGGAAAUUAUUAGUUUGACCUUGCGAAAUUCUAUGUGUAAUUAACUUGUCAAAAAUAACCCUAAUUUCUACCAGGGACUGUCAUUUCUAACUCAGCAAAUUGUGUCUGGUUAUUAGUAUGUACGAUUGUCAGUCUUUCUGCUCCUAAGGAGGAGGACUGUAUCGAAUCCCCUUUGUCCUAACAUGAGUUCGUCUUCUGUGCAGCUUAGAGCAAAAAAUGUGCUGCAACAGUCUAUAAAAUCACUGCAAUUCCUGAUCACAUGGCCACCCUUCAAAUUAUUUCCCUUAGCAUUUUCUUGUAUGUAGUCUUUGGGGUUUUUUCCAUACGCUGUUCUUCAUAGGGAGACAGAUUUGAAUAUUCUGAAUAAUCUGCACUUGUGCCUUAAUGUACAUCCCAUUUUUAAAAAUGUUAUUAAACAAUAGGAAUUUAGCCUUGAAAAGGCAGCACGAAGAAAUGACUCCAGCCAGAGAUCCUAGAACUCUACUGUGCAUUUUGUAUGCCGCCUGGACUAAUGAUUAGGGCACCUAUGCAGUUUGUUCCAGUACGGAGUAUGCUGUGGAAGGCCUGAACUAACGUCCUUUUAUCUUGUAUUUGCUUAAAUAAAGCAGAUAGUCUCCCAAGUUUGUAACAUAGAAAAAAAUGUAAGCGUCAAAACGAUCACACAUACUUUUGUAUUAUUUUCUUCUCUGUGUAUUUUAAUAAGAAUUUUAAAUGGUACAAAGUAGGGAGUGCUAUAUAGACAGCAAGUAAGUGUUCUCUGGAAGCGUGGUGAUGCUGGCUUUUGUUUUAACAUUCUCAAAGUCCCACCCUGUCUCAGAGGUGUUCUGCACUUAGGCACUGACUAAGCAUGCUGAAUACUUGAAGUGGAUGGCAUACAAGAAUGAGACGUGGUUGAAUUUCUGUGGCUUAACUUAAAAUAAACAAAUAGACUUUCUUUUCCUUCCGUUACAAGGUAGAGACUUUUUUUUGGAGGACUGAACCCAUUUGCAAGGAUUUUUUGAAAAAUAAUGAGCAGACACCUUUGCAGACUAUUAUCUGGGGAGGGUGAAUUGCACAAAGCUACUCUUCACCAAAAAUAUUUCAGUGACCAGGUUUUCUUUGAUUUAAAAUAAGUAUCGGUGUAGCUGGUUCUUUCUAGGCUACGAAUCCAAAAUGUAAUCCUGUUUAAACAUCAUCUUGUGCAGAUCAGCAUAGCAUUUUAACCUCUGAAACUGUGGUUUUUGACAAGUUUGUAUCUGAGAUUCUUAAUCUUCACUUUGAAGUGAAGUUGUUAAACUGGGGCAAGAGGAAAUCUGACACUGGCACUUUUACCAAAGGUACUGGUGAAGCACUAUUUACCAGGAAACUACUAAACCAACCAGCAGAUGGGAUUAUUCAAAAUUGUUCUUUAAAUGUAAAAGAGUGGCUUGGAAGAGACUCAGCUUUUUGCUUCUUUUUUUUUUUGUAACCUAAUGAUUAAGCAAUCUGGGCUUCGUUCUUAUGCAUGUAAAAAAACGUUCAGAAGGUGUUUGUCAGCAGUGGGCUUAGCUAUGAUCUAAACAUCUCUCAAUCACUUUUAUGCAGCCCUUGAUCCAACUGCAAAGCUUAACAUCCCUGCUACGUAUGCGAGUCAUCUUUAGUCUCAUGCGCUUGUGAAAGUCAGUCCCUUCCCCAUUAAAUCCAUCCACUACCGUGCAUCAGAUGAGAUCAGCCCUCUGCUUUGCUCCUAUUCCUCAUUCAGGUACAAAAAAAUCACUGCAGCGUUUGGCAAAAGCUGACAGCCGAGGGUUGGCACUUUUGCUCACUACUUUUUCUUUGACACCUCCCCAGAGUUUCCUGGAGAGUCUUGCACAGUCAAGGCUAGACAUGUGGGAAUGCGGAAACACCGUAGGUUGACUGUAGGAAAAGAAGUGCUAGCAAAAGCAGGUCUUUUCCAUCCAUUUAAUUUAAUAUAAAAGGACGGGUCCAAAUCAACAGUCUCAUUCAGAUACUUA
This is a messenger RNA of Chroicocephalus ridibundus (black-headed gull), 4708 nucleotides long. It is a transcript of the gene MEAK7, whose product is annotated as MTOR associated protein, eak-7 homolog. The transcript is spliced from 9 exons. Gene Ontology annotation, biological process: TOR signaling. The record is from RefSeq and is a predicted model, not a curated record. The coding region runs from base 190 to 1602 and encodes 470 amino acids. NCBI's taxonomy places the organism in Eukaryota, Metazoa, Chordata, Aves, Charadriiformes, Laridae.